Molecule: messenger RNA, 552 nt
Organism: Clonostachys rhizophaga
Lineage: Eukaryota; Fungi; Ascomycota; Sordariomycetes; Hypocreales; Bionectriaceae
Source: the annotation of a GenBank genome assembly
AUGGCUGGACGCCCGAGCAUUGUCGGCGACCAGGCCGGCCCCGAAGCCCCGUAUCCGCUCCAGAUGGAGGGCAAGGUCAUCUCGGGCUUCGGCCGCGGGUCCAAAGAGCUUGGGAUCCCCACCGCCAACCUACCCGUUGACGCCGCCAUCACACCCUGGAUCUCCUCCACCGCCUCGGGAGUCUACUUUGGCUACGCCUCCCUGGACCUGGACGGGACGCCCGGCUCGCGCCUGAGCGUCUACCCCAUGGUCAUGUCCAUCGGGUACAACCCCUUCUACAAGAACAGGGUCCGCAGCGCCGAGGUGCACAUCCUCCACAAGUUCGCGGGGGACUUCUACGGCGCCCACAUGCGCCUGCUCAUCUUGGGUUUCAUCCGGGAGGAGAAGGACUACAAGAGCCUCGACGCCCUGAUCGAGGACAUCAACUUUGACUGCGAGGUCACGCGCAGUUCACUGGCCAGAGAAGCCUGGGCGCCCAAGAAGGGACUUGUCGUGGAUGGCCCUGAUGUUGAUGGUAAGCUCGAUGCCGAGUGGCUGGUUAAGCCUUUAUAG